AUGGGUUUAGGUUUCAGUCGAGAGAAAAGAAAUCAACGUACUCAGUUUCCAUCACCAACAGUUAACAGUCAACUAUUAACUCUGAAAAGCCAACCACCUUCAGAAGUACAUCAAAUAUCGUCAACAGCAUAUAUAUUAGAUAGCUCAUCAGAAAGUAUAGAUAUAACCAGUUUAGAUCAAAUUGUUCAAGAUGUCGAUUUUUCAUCUAUUGUCAACGCAACCAUUGAUUUUAAAUCAAGUGGUACAACUCUAUCACAAGGUGACUUAUCGGACAGUAUUAAACUUAAACAGAAAGAAACACAAAAUAGUAGUUGGCAAGAUAAAUAUUUCGUUCAUGGAGAUUCAUCGGAUAUUGUUGCAGAUAUUGAAAGUAAGGUUCAUGGUUGUAUUAAUUCAUCUGUAUCAGAAGAUAUUGAUAUAUAUAUAAAUAAUCUUCACAAAAUAAAUGUAACAGCUGAUGAUAUUCUUCAUAAUCGUUUAUCAAAUAUAUCAUCUAUGGAAAAAAUAAUUAUUAAUAAAAUUAUUCAACAACGACAAGAUUUAAUUAAUAAAAUAAUAUUAAAAGGUCGUUCAAAAAUGGAUAAAUCUGAAAUAUAUUAUAGAAAAUUAAUUGAAGAAUUUAUUUCAAAAUUAGAAAUUGAAAUGUCAAAACAUUUAGAUGAUUUACAAAAACAAAUGGAAAAUGAAGAAGAAAUUGUUUUUAUUAGUUCACAAGAUAAUAUUAAAGAUUUAUCAAUAAAAGUUGAAAAUGCUAAAAAAGAAUUUAUUCGACAAUUAGAAUUUUCUACUAGAGAAAAACGUCAAGAAAUAUUAGAUAAAAUUUCAAAUAUUUCAAUGGAUAAAAAACGUCAACCACUUGGUUAUGAACAAUUAAGAAAAGUUAAUCUUGAUAUUUAUUCGACUGUUGGUCAAACAGAUUGUGAUAAUAUACCUGAUAAAGAUAAAUUUAUCAAAGAUAUUAAUAAUGGAAAAACACAUCAACCAAUUAAACGAACUCUUUAUAUUCAAAGUAAUUUUCAUUGA
Molecule: messenger RNA, 1023 nt
Organism: Rotaria sordida
Lineage: Eukaryota; Metazoa; Rotifera; Eurotatoria; Philodinida; Philodinidae
Source: the annotation of a GenBank genome assembly